Molecule: messenger RNA, 936 nt
Organism: Aspergillus candidus
Lineage: Eukaryota; Fungi; Ascomycota; Eurotiomycetes; Eurotiales; Aspergillaceae
Exons: 6
Coding region: 1-936 (311 amino acids)
Source: RefSeq, a predicted model, not a curated record
AUGCACCGCAAGCAUCAUGGCACGGAUGGACUAAACACCAUCAGCCUGGUAACUCAGGUUCUGGGCUCCAGCAUCGUCACGCUGGUCGUGGCUUUGCGGUUCGUGGUCAAAUUCUCGCUGCGGAUGCCGUGGGUGGGGGAAGACGUGUUGUGCAUUGUGGCAUGGAUUCUGUAUAACGUUCACAACGCCUGCGCCAUCGUGUAUACCUACAUCCAGGGACCGACCACGACCCACAUGACGCCGGAUGAAAUGGCCACCAAAUCCAAAGUCUUCUACGCUACCAGCCUGGUGUUCUCACCCAUGAUCCUAAGCAUCAAACUGACUAUCCUCUACGUCCUCACACGUCUGUUCCACCGCUUCCAACGCGUCUAUAUCGUCUACAUCUUCGAGGUUCUCCUAACACUAUACUACAUCGCCAUCCUAGUUGCUAAGGUUUUCAUCUGCAACCCAAUCAGCGCCUACUGGGCCGUGGUGCAUCCGCGAUGGAACGAGCAAUGCCGAGACCGACGGGGCGUAAUCAUCGCGGACAGCAGCGUCAGCGUGGCGACGGAUCUGGCCAUAUUGGGGUUCUCGGCGGCGCUGACGUGGCCGUUGCGGAUGGGGCGCACGCAGAAGCUGUCUGUCAUUGCCGUUCUAGGGGCGGGCAGUGCUGCCGUGGGGUUUAGCUUGUAUCGACUGGUACUUGUGUUGGGCUUUGCGAUGGGGGAACAGAUGAGGUUGAUAUUGAGGAUCUUGAUGUCGGAUACCGCCGAAGGUGGCAUCGGGUUGAUAUGCGCAUGUUUGCCAACAUUGAAGAAGUUGGUAGAAGUCGUGGUUGGAAAGCAUCAUGCUGAGAAGCAGGAGGACGCGCGGAGUGACCAGGGACCGAUUAUCUCGUCAGAGCACACUCUACCGGCGCUGAAUACGAUACCAAGCAGUGUGUCGCGGGUGUCGUGA